Molecule: messenger RNA, 598 nt
Organism: Talpa occidentalis (Iberian mole)
Lineage: Eukaryota; Metazoa; Chordata; Mammalia; Eulipotyphla; Talpidae
Product: relA-associated inhibitor-like
Exons: 3
Coding region: 78-590 (170 amino acids)
Source: RefSeq, a predicted model, not a curated record
CCCAGCUCCCCCCACUGGGGCCACGGCACUUCCGGACACCCUUGGCCACUGCCUCUCCCUGAAAACCUACAAGUCCCAUGAGGCCUUGCUGCCACUGGCCACAGCCACUAGAGUCCAAGGAGGCCUCUUCCACCCUCUGGGUCUCCAGAGCCCGCUCUUCCCGUCAGCCUGCCCUACCCUCACUUUCACUGCCCACCAGCCCGCUGGCUCCUUGCUCUCUACCUUCAUCACCUCAGGAGCCUGGGAGUCAGGUAGUUCUAAUUCCUGAUUUACAGGAAGCCUUCCAGAACAUGCCCCAACCUGAGCCAAUGUGCUUCCUGGACCCCAAAGAUCCCUGCACCAUCCUGUCACCACCCCAAACUACGAGCCCACGUCCCGGGCCUGGCACCAGGGAAAUGCCCAUAACCAUGCUUAAGAGGAUGAAGGAAAGGAGCCUUCAGGCUCUCCCUCCCCUCCAGCCCAGCCCAGCCAGCUGGACCACUGACACAGCCCCAGGGCCCCUACGCACCAAGGUGACCUCCUCAGAUUCCCCCUUGCACAGGUCUGCCCACACGCUUGGGUGCCUUCCCUGCCUGGAGAGGGAGCACUAACACCUUCA